Messenger RNA from Haplochromis burtoni (Burton's mouthbrooder), 9187 nucleotides. It is a transcript of the gene pvrl2l, whose product is annotated as PVR cell adhesion molecule related 2 like. The coding region runs from base 591 to 2228 and encodes 545 amino acids. The transcript is spliced from 7 exons. NCBI's taxonomy places the organism in Eukaryota, Metazoa, Chordata, Actinopteri, Cichliformes, Cichlidae. The record is from RefSeq and is a predicted model, not a curated record.
GCAGGUGUCAGCAGAACACACCCGGAGCUCACAGCACAGGUAUGCAGACGCGUCCCUUCUGUAUUUCUAACCUUUUAAACUGCACCGCGCUCGGAUUGUGCGUCUGUGGCUGUGAGGGUUCAGUAUUGCGGCUGAAGUCCUCUUGGUGACGCUCUGCUGACAUCACUUUGAUAUUCCCCCACUCAGCUCUCCGCAUCAGACACACGGAGCUCCAGCACUCUCACACACACUCCGUCCACACUUUGUUUCCAUUUCGCUCCGCUCGCCUUGUACAAGACGCACCGGCACAAAAACACAGCCACCGGCUGCCUGCGCACUGCGGCCGGUCCACGUGGGGAGGGCUCUGACUCUUCCUGUCAUUAACAGAAUUAAAGCAAAGGACAGAGAAACUAAUCACGGUCCAGACUGAGGAGAGGCACUCUCAGAGCGGCAGGAGGAGAGAGAAGCUGUAACUUGGCUGCUUUCAGCGCAGGCGGUCUGAACUGAGCUCGAAGUUUCUUGGCUGAUCGGAGAAGGAAUAAUUUGGAGCCCGGCUGAAACGCACGGCGCUGUUGUGGAUAUUACGUCCACCUUAUCUCCUGUGUAUAAGAAUGGCGAGAGAUUACGCAGCGCGCUGCCCGGUGUAUCCGAUGAGAAACGCUUGGCUGGUGGCAGUAGCGGUCCUACUUGCAGCCCAAGAAAUUGGGGCUCCAAAAGUGCAAGUUGCGGAGGAGCUGGAGGCGUAUCCCACAGAGUCUGUUGAGCUCAGCUGCCAAUUUAACGAUGGAGGCGGUCUGACCAAGCUCACACAGGUGUCCUGGAUAUGGGAACCCUCUGACGGGCACAGGGACAACAUUGCUGUGUACCACCCGGUGUAUGGACAGAGUUUCCCUAAUGUGGCCUUCAAGGACCGCGUUGUGUUCCUUCACAACAGUCUGGAGAACCCAUCCAUCAGGAUUUCUAACCUGAGAAUGUCCGAUGCCGGUCGCUAUACCUGCGAGUACGCCACCUAUCCUACUGGAAAUGAACAAGGGACAACCACCCUCAUCAUGCUUUCCAAGCCCAAGAAUUCGGCCAAUGGUGUGACUGUCCAAGCUGGCACCAAGUCGGUGGUGGUAGCCCGGUGUGAGGCAGCGGACGCCAAACCAGCAGCCACGAUCGAGUGGUUGGCGCCAGUGGGAGGCAAUCAUUCGACCAGCACCACGAGCGGGCCAGACGGCACAGUGACGGUACGCAGCGAGUAUCGGCUGGUCCCUACACCGGCAGACAACGGCAGGGAAGUGAUCUGCAGAGUCAACCAGAAGACACAGAAGCAGCCUUGGGUUUACCCUAUCAAGCUAUCUGUGGAGUAUCUACCCUCUGUGUCCAUUGAGGGAUACGACCACAACUGGUAUGUUGGCCGUUCUGAUGCCACGCUGGUCUGCCUGGCUAACGCCAACCCCGAGCCCACAACAAUCACCUGGACUGCGGCUUCUGGUCCUUUGCCAGAAACAGUGGUGGUGGAGGGCAACAAGCUGACAGUGAGGAAGGUGGAUGAUGCUGUCAACACCACCUUCAUCUGUGAGGUCAAGAAUCGGCUCGGGUCCAGCAGGAACCAAAUCACCACUGUUGUCAUUGAAGCCUUGGAGGAUCCAUCCAGUGCCGGUGUAGUGGCAGGCGCAGUGAUCGGCUCCCUUCUGGCUCUGCUAUUGGUUGUUGCGCUCAUUGCCGUCCUCCUGACCCGCAGCCGCCGGCAGCAGAGGCGCGGGUACCCCAGCAGUGGGGACUCCAUUGCAACAGGCAGCGGUGGAAGCAAUGGCGGAGACUAUGGCAACAAAGCCCGUCUGCUCUUCAGCAACUCCGGUAACAACAGCAGCAAGAAUGGGACUGGCACAAACAACAACGGGCCCAUCUACACGUAUCGGGAGGGCUGCGAUGCCACGGGAACUCUAACAGAAAAGGCCAACGACUACCACCAUCAUCAUCUCCACCACGCCUCAACCGGCAACGCUCCUACUGCCCAUGACAUCCUUCUUAGCAGUGAGAUGGAUGAAGCUGAGAGGAGGAAGUUUGACCUCGAUGACAGCAUGGAGGAAGAAGAGGAGCGAUACGACAGAUUUGGAGGAGCGGGCGGAGGCGGAAACAUUCUGCCUCCAGCCUAUCACGUCCACCGAGGCCACGCUGGCGAAGAAAUGGAUGUGUACCUGGACGACGACAUGGAGUCUCAGAGAGACGGCUCUGUUAUUUCCCGGACUGCCAUUUACGUCUGAGGAAGAAGGGGACGGAUGGAAACGGCAAAGGCUGAAGAUAAGGAAAGGAGAUGUAGUGGAGGAAGUGGUGCAUCCGAGCCAGCCCCUUUCACCUCUAAACAAAUCAGCAUCACCUCCAUUAGCUAGACACCUGCCUGCUUAUCAUUCAACCUGAUUAAAGAUCUGCCAUCAGUUAUAUCCUCUCAGCCUGACAGUGACCGUAUACUUUGAUGAAAGGUGGAUUUAGCGAAAAAUAAUAAAAAGUUGUUGUUAGGCUGAUAAAGGAGGACUUGCAGUGGAAAUAGUGCACUGUGGCUGAAUAUGUGACUGUGUUUAACUGUGUCAUGGAGAAGAUUGGAUUCAGUGUCACGGGAAUAAAAAAAUACUGCCAAGAGCAAAAAAAGCUACAGUAACUCUGACGCAAUGCUGCUUAUUGCUACGUUCUUGUUUCUUCAGCUUUGCUGUGUGAUUAUGUGCUGAGUGACUAAACUGUUUGUAUUUUAUACCUUACCAGAAAAUGUAAUCAGCAAAAUCUGAAGCACCAUAAUCACUUAAGAAAAAAUCACCACUAUCCAAAACUCGCCUUUCUGCUUCAAAAGAAAAUAAAAAUCGUCAUCACGUUGAACUCUGUGUUAAACUGUCCGAAAGGCUUCUGUGGAUCUUGCUGACGCGAUGAAGAUGCCAGCUCUUCUGACUUCACUCGAGGCAUUUCGAAACUUGAAAAGGCCAAACUUGUUUCUGUUAAUCCCAGAGACGACUUUGUUUGGGCUUACUGUGACUCCGGGUUCCCGCUGCACCCCGCGACACCACAUGGUUUCCUGAUGGGUGCCGCUGAAGCGAGAGCCACCAAACUGAGUAACAUAACAGACUUAACAGUAUGUGCUAAUGUGUGGCUGGCUGUGGUGUUAAUGAUGUGCAUCAUCUAUAUAUUGGGCGCCGUCUCACGAUAGCACAGUUGUUGUUAUUGUUGUUGUUGUUGUUCUAGUUGUUGUUGUUACUGUUGUGUAAUGGUGUUGAUCUCGCUAAGGAAAAGAUGCACCGACACACUCGGGGGUUUCACACAGUUCCACAUUGGAUCGGUAAUGACUCAUUUAAUGAAUUUAAAAAAGAUUAUUUGUUUCCGACUCAACUUUUUCCCUUUCCAGUUUUGUUUUCUCCGUGUUAUCGCCAUCUUUAUUUCCCCCCUUUUCUAUCCACGCCAUCUCGUUCUGUUCCACAUGAAUUCUAAGCGAUUUGUAUAUUGUCCUUUCACUCUGUCCCACACACAUUACAUCUCUCCCUCUCAUUCUGGGCUUUCUUUAUUUACAUAAUGGGCGGCUUAGACUGCCGCAAUGACUGUGUGCAGGGAGAAGUGGAUAACUUGUAUUUAUAUUCCUAUCUGGGUCGCAUUCAAUGAGGCAAAAUAUUCACCGGCUUUGUUGGGGGCUGCUGUAUUUCAUGUAUUCAUUUUCCAUGUCCCGCCGAAUGUUCUUACGCCAUGUAGCGGAUUAUUCCGUGUUCGGCGCUCUGAUUGGACAGAAAGACACAGUCCAAGAUAUAUUUCAAGAGAGGAUGUGAAAACAUUCAAAAUUAAAUCCUAAACUCUCAAGCCUUUGUUUCUUGUCCACUGCAGAAGUACAGGUAGUGGUACAUGUCUGGUUAAAAUAAGUGACCCAUCUGUUGACGGGGCGCAGAUGCUUCACUUUUCCGGAAGAUAAUAGUGCCGGGGAAUUUCUUGAACGUGCAAAUAUGCAUUGGAAAAGGUUACAUAUUUUCAUGAUUUUUGUUUGAUUUUGUUUUAUUAAGGUACUCCUCUGAACUGUUGGUAGAAUGGAUUUUUUCCAACAUAUUUGUUAAGACAUAACAAGAAUUGGAAACUGACACUGAGCUCAUAUAUUGUUGGAACAUUUUUGCCUUAUUGAUUCAAAGGUUUUUCCUGCUCAUAUUUUUAUUGUUAGACAUCCAAAUGGUCUUUUGUGUGUAUGUGUGUGUUUUUUUUAAUUAAGUCUUGAAUCACUUGUCUUUAUUAUGCCAAACUGCUUGCGAUGGCACACUUGGAAGAUCUGGGCAGGGAAAUCUUACAGCUCAGACAGACGUCUUUUGAGAUGCAACGACAGCCAACAAGGACACAGUUAAAGCGUAAUAGAGGAGUGGUGCCUAGAUGCUUCAGCAGCUGAACUGAGCACAUCUUCUGCUUUUCAAGCUCCCUAUGCUACAUCACAAACACGCACUGAAUUACUAUAGAUGUGCUGUGUUUGAUUGGGUGGUGUUUGUUUUGCAGCUGAGAGUACAGUCAGUAAAUCCAGAAAUGAAAAAAAGUUUGGUAUUAACAGUCAUUUACACUAUAGAGUAUUUUAGAAAUAUUUAUGAAAAAAAGGGAAUCUUUAAGGAAUGUGAUUAUAGUUAAUCACGGAGCAGUCAGUACAUUUAGAGCGCGGACCGUUUAUAGAAAGUUAUUUUUCAAAUUUACAUUGUAAAUCUAUCGUAUUUCAUUAUGAUUAUUUUUUAUGUCUAAGUGCUUUGUAAGAGUAUUUUGUCAUGAAUAACGAAGACAUUAUUGCCCAACAUGGAAUAUCUGUGGGUUGUAGAUCUGAACAUGGACUUGUUUGUGAAAUGAAAGCAGAGAUAUUUAAAAGUCAAAACCUUAUUGAUUUUUUUUGGUGUGUGCGUGUGCGUGUGUUUUUAAGAAGACUGUAUCAGCUCUACUCCCACCCAAGUCCUGAGCAGGUCCCUUGUUGUUGAUUGUUGUUGAACAUUAUGCGCUGUGCAAUCUGUUGUUCUGUAAUUGAGACAGUCCUAUCUGCUAUGUUACAAAGCAUUUCAGUGCAGACAUUUCAUGAAGCCUCACAGUGUGUUUUGACAAGUUGCCAAUUAAUCUCAGAAGCAGCCAUAGUGUUCUUUUGGUUGUCACAUGUACUACAUGUAGUAGGACUUGUUUAUUGUAUCCCUGGAGAGAAGUUUGGGUUUAAGUAUUUAAGUGUAUUUUCUACUCCGUCGGGUGCAUGCAUGCUCCAAGGUCCUUACUUUUAAACUCUGGAACUCCAAAAUAUGAAAAAGUCAUUUUCUGAUUGUCAUGCUUCAGAUACACUGUAUCGUCUAAUGUAUCUUAUUCAGUACUUAGAGAUAUUUUUUUAAUGCAUUUCUGUAUUUUCCAAGUGAAAAUAAGCCCCUCCUCCUCCUUUUUUACUGUAUAAUGUGUUAAUGAUUUUCACCCUGAAAAUGAAACUUUUUUGGAGGCACCCGCUUUCAUCCCCCUCCAGCAUAUUUACCCUCAAUUUGGCCAAUGCAUGCCUCGACGCAUCUUUUCUCUUAGGGGUUCUCACAGCGCCAUAAUUUUAAACAGUUGACUGUGAUCACAACUUUGCGCCUAAUUAGUCCCGGAGUCUUGUACCAUGGAUGCACCCUUAGUGAGAAAACUCAUCAUCAUUCAUAACUUUUGUUUUUGCACAACCCAUUUUCAAUAAAAGAAAAUCUUUCUGAGAUAAUUCCCUGUGGAAAAACUGGUAAUUAAUUAAGCAGAGCUGUCUUAUUAGACUAUAAAUAUCAGACUCUCACAACUCUUUUAGGGUUUUCUUAGAACUCAGCACAUUUCACAGCACAAUGUAGUGCAGUGCACCUGCUCUGGAUAUUUAGCCUCUUUAACAGACGGGCCACAGGACCCACAGGUUUUGCCAUUUUAAGGAGCAGUACGCUCUAUGUGUUACAACAGUGUCCUUUAAGUUCAUACUUUUGCACAUUGUUACAUCUGCUUACACAGCAUGUAAUACUUUUGCUUGCCAUGCAGCACAAUGCCCCAUUUAAAGCUGGCAUUAAUGUGGGAUUUGUAUUUGGAUAAUGGCUUUCAAUCCACAGACCUCUGGAUUUAGACCUUUUAUUUAAACAUAUUCUAACGGUUUUGAUUCUAACAGCAUGUGCAUGCAAAGAAGUGAGGAAAAUGUGACUAAAAUGACACUUUUGUAAACUGUUACUGAUCAAGGGACAUUGUGCAUUAGAAAGACAUUUAUUUAUACAGUAAUCACUUUUUGUGCAGACUUAUUAACCAAACCUAAGCUUGCAGGAAGAGGCAAGAUUACAUCCUUAGGUAACAUGCUUAAUUACUUUCCUCACCUCCUCUCUUCAUACCUUAGACACCUUAGAUGCAAGCAAAGAAGACAAGGAAGAGACCAGAGGAGAGACGAGUUGAGGCAUUUGGCAUAUAUUGAAACUGGACAAACUAGCUUCAUUUUAAAAGUUUAUAUCAGUUAAAUAAGACAACUUACAAAAACAAAAGAAACAUGGUUUGUGUUUUCCAGCUCCAUGUUGCACCUGUUUUUAUACAUCACAGUUAAAAAGACUUUCACAAAAGAUACACCCGUGCAUCUUAUCUGGCAUCUUCUCCUGUAAGCCUUCUCGCUUCUUAAGAUUCAUUUCUGGAACCUGCACAAUACACAGGCAGGGGGGGAAAAAAAGGCAGGCGAACAGGAACAAAAUGAAGAAAUGAGAAAAGACCACUGCAUUUUCACCUGGAAGAUUUGCAAUUGCAGUUCAAGUCAGACAACCUCCAAAAAUGUCAGUUCUAAUAAUGCAUUCUGUUUGAUUUCGCACCUUCCAAUACUAGGUGCUUUUCCAUCAUCCAGAAACACAUCAAAAUUUUAUACAGGAUGCAAAAAGUUUUGUAGCGUCCCUCAAGAACAUCUGCUUAUAGAAACUUAACAAGAAGAAGAAAAAAAAUCACACAUCGAAAUUCUGUUUUCAGAUUUACUGUAUAUGAUUUAAAAAUAUGCUAAUAUGACUUUUUUAUAUUAAGUGAAUCGGACUACUCUUGGCCUUUCCGGUGAGUUGGAAAUGGGGCCAUGCUUGUUACAAAUGUCCUCUUCUGAGCUUUUGUUUGCCACCCUGACUCACAUGGUGCGUGCUCUGGGAGGUUGUGGUCCUGAAUGCAACCCCUGUAAAGUCUCGUCCUUGCUGCUGUGUGUGCGGCACACAAGCUAAGCAAAGCACACUGUAACAGGUCACUUGGCUCUGUCGGAGGGAAAGAGACUGGAAUGAAGGGAGGGGAGGAUCGAGAAUGAGGGUGGUAGCUCAAUGCUCCGCCUGGGGAAUGCCAAAUAGGCCUGGAGUGAGGAGAGAGCAAGGAGGACUUUUUCUUCUCAGAUCAGAGAAACUGAGAGUCAGAAAAGACGAGACAGAACAGCAACUGAAACCUCAGCUCCUGCAGAGAGGAUGAGAAGACAUCUCCAGGUUUUUUUUGUAAACCACCUGAGACCAGAAACAUUUGAAACACUGUCAUUUAUUCACCAUCAAGCCUGGAGUUAGAGAUGGGCAGAUUUGUUGGUUGUGGAGCCCAAUUGGUUGGCUGCAGCACAAAGAUGGCAAUGUGUGUGAAAGGAAUAAGAGAUUGGCAAGAUGGAAUUUACAGCUCUGACAAUGAAAGCUUGAGGUGCGUAGGAAGUCUCUAAGGAGUCUUUCUGAGUACUAUGCCACCUCUCCACUUGGCGAUUGGCAGCUUCCACCCAACAACAACUGACAGUCCUUUUCAACCCGGCCAAUUAGUGAAAAAAGCCUGUCCUGUUUAGCUUUUCUCAGCGCGGUCUAUCUGCGACAGAUCUUUUUAAUUGUAAAGAAAUGUUCAGCAGUCCUCCAGAGACCCUUGUGCAGGGGCGGAAUUGUAUAUAUUCUCCUUUUUCAUAUUCCAUCUCUCUUUGCUUCUGCUUUAGCACCCAGUACAAGCUGUUCCUGGCAUGUUUAAUUCAGUAGAAGGCAUAAAAGUGUUCUGCAUUAUCUUUCUCUGCUUUGGUUUAAAGGAAGAGGAAGACGGCAAGACAGAAAGAGAAGGAGAGGGAAGGGGAUAGAGGGGAAGAGAGUAAAGCGAGAAGAAGAAGAGGCCUAUUAGUUAUUGAGCUUGGCUUUUCUUGUUAAUCCAGUUAAAGCCGAGCCUCUGCCGGGCCAGCUGAGACUCCGGCAGAUGUGGAUAAAGUUUCUUCCUCCCAACACUGGUUAGAGGAGAUCUCAUUGUGCUCUGUAACCAAUUUACUUAACGCAGCACUGUCCUGCUUUCCUGCUUCUCCGGAUACCUUCCUCUUCUCCCACAGUGCUGCUCUUGCAGUGUUCUGUGCUAUACUUAGGGAUGUAAUUCGUCAUGGCUUUUUUUUUCAUCCAGGUUAUUUCAGGUUCUGGAGAUGUGCACUCAUAUGAAUGGCUAUUCAUUUCAAAUGAAAGCUUUUUCACUUGUGUUUUUGCAUGCGGGAAAUCUUCAAUAGAUUGAGAUGAAUCACUUCACGUAUUUCUCUCAUUUUUUCACACACACACAGCCCCGCAAGAUGAGUUGAAGUGCUCAUUCAAGAAACUCUGCAUUUUUCCUUUUGUAUCCAUGUUGUUUUUUGUGGUCUCUAACUAGUUUUGAUAGUGACUCGACUCAACACAAUCUCAAACACACAUAUAUUUAGAUACAUUGUUUAGAGUUUGCUGAACUUUUCCACAAUAUUUUGGGCACCUCUUGACCUCAGCAAAAAUAACUCCAAUUCAGAAUCGCUGCUGUAUAAGAUAUCUUUGCACAUGUUCUUCUGCACAUCAUCUGCUGCAGAUUAAUUUUAAACAUUUGGCUUAAUUGGUAAAGCUUUUUUUUCACUGCUUAUUCAUUUCCUAACAUUCCUGUUUGCUAAUGUUUUUGUUGAAAAUAUUGGGAGAAUCAAAAGAGUACAUUUGCAAGCCAUUAAACCAAACCAGUGAUCUGAAAAAUGUUAAAAACAGGAGUUGUUCAGCUACACUCCUGAGUUACACACUUACUUUCCACAGUUAAAAAUGGUUUGGGCCUUUUUUCUUGUCUGUUUUCUUGUCUCAUCAGAGUUAAUAGCAGAACUAGUACUUUAACUGUCAAGUUUCCUUGACAGUGGACAAAUGUUUUUUUGUCCUUGUCUCUCCUCAAGACAUCAUGGCUUCACAAAGCUCUUCAGCUUAAGUACUGCUCUGCAUUCCUUCUUCUCAUCAGGGUAAAGAGUUAUCUUCUAUUCAAUGAUUUUCAA